Frankliniella occidentalis (western flower thrips) is the source of this 1289-nucleotide messenger RNA. It is a transcript of the gene snf, whose product is annotated as U1 small nuclear ribonucleoprotein A. Gene Ontology annotation, biological process: mRNA splicing, via spliceosome. Gene Ontology annotation, molecular function: U1 snRNA binding. Gene Ontology annotation, cellular component: U1 snRNP. The record is from RefSeq and is a predicted model, not a curated record. Bases 183 to 902 code for a protein of 239 amino acids. NCBI's taxonomy places the organism in Eukaryota, Metazoa, Arthropoda, Insecta, Thysanoptera, Thripidae. The transcript is spliced from 6 exons.
CGAUGCGCGCUCUAUCGGGUAUCGACAAAUCGCCCCCUCGCCCUUGCAGUGCAGAAGAAGAAGGGAGAGAAGGCCUUGAGUUGCCGGCGAGAAUCCAAACGAAAGAACCCAAACUAACCUCCAUACCGAUCGCUUAAUUACAUUUUCGUAUUUUUAGUGGCGAAGACUACCUUAUUGUGAAAAUGGAUAUCCGACCAAACCAUACCAUCUAUGUGAACAACCUCAAUGAGAAGAUAAAAAAAGAGGAACUGAAAAAGUCGCUGUAUGCUAUAUUUUCUCAGUUCGGACCUAUUGUGGACAUCGUGGCACUCAAAACUCUCAAAAUGCGUGGUCAAGCAUUUGUUAUCUUUAAGGAAAUUAACAGUGCCACCAAUGCCCUUCGGUCUAUGCAAGGUUUCCCAUUCUAUGAUAAGCAAAUGAGAAUCCAGUAUUGUAAAUCAGAUUCUGAUGUUAUUGCUAAAAUGAAAGGCACUUUCUUAGAGAGACCAAAGAAAAUCAAAAAAGCUCCAGCUCCUGCUGAAGAUUCUGCUGACUCUAAAAGACAGAAAAAGAAAGCAGCAAAGGAACAGGCCAGAAUACAGCAGCAGUCUCCAGCUGCUCAGAAUGCACUUGCUUCUGGAUAUGGUGCUAUGGGUGCAGGCAUGAUGGCAGCUGUCCCUGACCAACCUCCCAACCAGAUUCUGUUCUUGACAAAUUUACCAGAUGAAACCAAUGAAAUGAUGCUUUCUAUGUUGUUCAAUCAGUUCCCAGGUUUCAAAGAAGUACGUCUUGUUCCUAACAGACACGACAUUGCCUUUGUCGAGUUUGAAAAUGAGAUGCAGUCAGCUGCAGCCAAGGAUGCCCUACAAGGGUUCAAGAUCACACCAUCACAUUCCAUGAAAAUUUCAUUUGCGAAGAAGUAAUAUUCUGUCCAUCAAUCUAUGUGAAUUUUUAAACACAGCACUGUAAAGUUCAUCAUGUGUCAUUUUAUGGGAAGCCUUCAGUUGACUCUAUUAACUUUCUAUCAAAAAUUUAAAUUAUGGAGGCCCAGUUGGAGCCAAGGCAUUUAUUUUCUGAAUGUUGGGAAGUGUUGCGGUUUUGUUAUCUACGUUAUGUGAAACGUAUGUUAACAAGUACACAAAAUUAUUUAAGCUGCCUGAAUUCUUUUCUUUCUGUUGCAUGGUUUGUGCUUGCUAUGACAAAAUAUAAAUUGGAAUGGAACGGCGUGCACAGAUGUAUAUUUUUUAAUAUUGCCUCUACUAGAGGACUGUAUAAAGUUUAAGUGAAAUAAAAAAAAAAUAUUAAAGUGA